Molecule: messenger RNA, 1279 nt
Organism: Colias croceus (clouded yellow)
Lineage: Eukaryota; Metazoa; Arthropoda; Insecta; Lepidoptera; Pieridae
Gene: Rpn11
Product: 26S proteasome non-ATPase regulatory subunit 14
Exons: 4
Coding region: 183-1118 (311 amino acids)
Biological process (GO): proteasome-mediated ubiquitin-dependent protein catabolic process; protein deubiquitination
Cellular component (GO): proteasome regulatory particle, lid subcomplex
Molecular function (GO): protein binding; metallopeptidase activity; proteasome binding
Source: RefSeq, a predicted model, not a curated record
AACAUGCAUUUUCGACGUCAAAUUGUCAAACUCAACUAUUCUGUUGUCAUCUUCUUGUUCAAUCCUAUUAUUCGGUUAAAUUGCUUAAAUAUUGCUGUAGCGACAAUAAAAUAGUGAAAAAUAAAAUAAAUCCUAAGUAUUCGUCAAACUUUUUGACUAAGAUUUCCUGAUUAAAUUGAAUUAUGGAUCGUCUGCUUCGUCUUGGUGGAGGUAUGGCAGGCUUGUCUCAAGCGCCGCCUCCCACAGAUGCUCCCGUGGUUGAUACGGCGGAACAAGUGUACAUUUCGUCAUUAGCCCUACUUAAAAUGCUCAAACAUGGUCGAGCUGGUGUUCCUAUGGAGGUUAUGGGACUUAUGUUGGGUGAAUUUGUUGAUGACUACACUGUGCGUGUGAUUGAUGUGUUUGCUAUGCCCCAAACUGGUACCGGUGUGUCUGUGGAGGCUGUGGAUCCAGUGUUCCAAGCUAAAAUGUUGGAUAUGCUGAAGCAAACUGGCAGGCCAGAGAUGGUUGUUGGAUGGUAUCACUCCCAUCCUGGAUUUGGCUGUUGGUUGUCUGGUGUUGAUAUUAACACACAGCAAUCUUUUGAAGCUUUAUCAGAGAGAGCUGUUGCUGUAGUCGUUGAUCCAAUCCAGUCAGUCAAGGGAAAAGUAGUGAUUGACGCGUUCCGUCUAAUCAACCCCAACAUGAUGGUCCUCGGCCAGGAACCAAGGCAAACCACAUCCAAUCUGGGACAUUUACAAAAACCCUCUGUACAAGCUCUCAUCCACGGUCUAAACCGACACUACUACUCCAUAAGCAUAAACUACAGAAAGAACGAACUAGAACAGAAAAUGCUCCUGAAUCUUCACAAAAAGUCCUGGAUGGAUGGACUCACUCUCUCCGACUAUAAAGAACAUUGCAAAAUCAAUGAAACAACAGUCACAGAUAUGUUGGAUCUCGCUAAGAAUUACAAUAAGGCCCUUGAAGACGAAGAGAAGAUGACUCCAGAACAGCUAGCUAUUAAAAAUGUCGGCAAACAAGACCCCAAGAGGCAUUUAGAAGAGAAAGUCGAUGUUCUGAUGGCUAACAACAUUGUUCAGUGCCUAGGCGCCAUGCUCGAUACUAUGGUGUUCAAAUGAUUAUUAUAAGAAAUUUUAUAUUUAUGAUCUUAAGGUAAAUAAUGCAGUGGCACAGUAAGGGUUUGAGCCUUGUUUGUUUCUAUUUCCAGAAUGAUUUUCCACAAUGUUACUUAUGUAUUAACACUAAGUACCUUACAUAAAUAAACAAAUUCCUUUUUUAA